This is a messenger RNA of Endocarpon pusillum Z07020, 693 nucleotides long. RefSeq lists its product as uncharacterized. Gene Ontology annotation, biological process: electron transport coupled proton transport; aerobic respiration; mitochondrial respiratory chain complex I assembly. Lineage: Eukaryota; Fungi; Ascomycota; Eurotiomycetes; Verrucariales; Verrucariaceae. The coding region runs from base 1 to 693 and encodes 230 amino acids. Gene Ontology annotation, molecular function: quinone binding; NADH dehydrogenase (ubiquinone) activity; 4 iron, 4 sulfur cluster binding. The record is from RefSeq and is a predicted model, not a curated record. The transcript has 3 exons.
AUGUUCUCACUUUCUCGCACAAUAGCCCCACGGACGCUGAGAGCCACAUCCGCCAUCCCACUCACCAUCUUCCGCGCUGCUCCUGCUGCUUCGAUCACGACCUCUCCCUCAAAAUCGGCUACAUCUCUCGAACCCAAGACCGCCAGCAAUGACUCCAGCCGGCUCCCCGUUACCGGUGGCAUUCGCCGCGAGGUGCCCCUCCCAUCACAGGAGAAGAAAGAGGGCGCGAUGCAAUACGCCCUGACGACCCUCGACCAGAUAACCAACUGGGCACGACAAGGCUCCCUCUGGCCCAUGACUUUCGGUCUUGCCUGCUGCGCCGUCGAGAUGAUGCACCUGUCAACACCGCGAUACGACCAAGACCGACUGGGUAUCAUCUUCCGCGCCAGUCCCAGACAGAGCGAUGUCAUGAUUGUGGCGGGGACCCUGACGAAUAAGAUGGCGCCUGCUUUGAGACAGGUUUAUGAUCAGAUGCCGGAUCCGAGAUGGGUGAUUAGUAUGGGAAGUUGCGCCAAUGGUGGCGGCUAUUAUCAUUACAGUUAUUCCGUUACGAGAGGUUGUGACAGAAUCGUGCCGGUCGAUAUCUAUGUGCCUGGAUGCCCGCCCACAUCCGAAGCUCUGAUGUAUGGUAUCUUCCAGCUACAGAAGAAGAUGAGGCAUACCAAGAUCACGAGGAUGUGGUACAGGAAGUAG